UUAUUUUUUUGAGAAGGAGGAAAGCCCCCACUACACCACUACACAUGAUGCCUAAUAUCCUUUUGCACCAGGGAAUAACUCUUACAUCCUGAGAUACUUAUAGGCUGCACCUCGGUUAUUAGUUAGUUAAGGAUACUCUUGCCCCACAGAAGCUGAUGUUAAUGAUUUGCAAAGUGAGGCUGCUGCAAUCUUGUUUUAGGCAAAGGCCUUAAAUCUUAGGUUUUAAUGCUAUCGGUCAUGUUUCAUUUUUUUGCUGUCUCAAUUAUAAUUGUUCAAGAUUAAACCUUAAUGAUAUUAUUUUAAGGUAUAUAACAAAGAUUCUGGUUUAAUUACCGGCUGUUAAGCUGAUGAGUCAUGUUUAGGGUAAAAAGUGUUGUUAAGGCUCUAAUUGCUUCGAUCUAGUGGUAAUAAGUCAAGUUGGGAACUUAUGUUUUCUGUCAGUGUUUUAUUCGAUCAUGAUUAAAUCACGUUAAUGUUCAAGUAGCACUAAUUGGGCUUGGGCACAAAUUAGGAGGAGGGGAAUUUUGGAAUUAUAUCCUCCCUCAAAUCCACAGAGCAAAUCGGCACAACAAUAAGAUCUAAGCAUGGGAUCGGGAUAGGACUCUAUGGCUCUCGCGAACCCGCCUGCGCCGGCGGCGGCGCCGCCUUGAUCUCCCGUCUCCGGCCUCCCCUGCACCUGCCCGACCCAGAUCCGGCAUCCUCUCCACGCCCUCUCGCAGCUCACGUGUUUCUCCUCGCGGGUGGCGCCAUGGCUGCUCAUCCUCGACCUCGGCCCGCAUCUGCAUCGGCCGCGACGGCGGCGGCCACUCCUGCCGUGCCGAGCGCCGGCUCACCGCCGCCCACUGCUCCAGCUCCCGCGGCUGCCCUCGCCUCCCGCCGCACCGACCCACGACCUCGGCCCGCAUCCGCGUCGGUCGCGACGGCGGCGACCACUCCUGCCGGGCCGAGCGCCGGCUCCCCGCCGCCCACCGCUCCAGCUCCCGCGUCCGCUCUCGCCGUGGCCGCCCUCGCCUCCCGCCGCUCCGACCCAGCUGUCCAAGGGCGAAGGGUGGCACAUACGCUCCUCGAGAAGGAGGCGAUGACAUCGACUUCGACAGAGACCUCCGCUCCUGCUACAGCUGGUGCGGCCUCCGUCCUUCCACCGUCGUCUCCGGUAGCACUCGUCACCGACUCGUCCCCGACAGCGCCCGUCUCCAUCUGGAGCUCGACUCACCUCUGCUCCAGUGCGCACCAUGUCCUUCAGAUAUGGCAACCGUGGCCUUAGACAUGGGGCGGCCUGUGUCUUGGGCUCCCCUCGCUGACGAGGAUGUCGAGGAUGAGGAAGAGGAGUUGGCCCCGUUGACACCACCGGCUGCCAAAAGCUCUGUCCCGGCAGCUCCGACGACUGAGCCCUGUGUGAUGCACGAGACGGAGGCGAGUGAAGGAUGGCAAGAGGUGCUGCCUCGGCGCGGUCGGUGCUGUCCAGCCUCACCAACUCCUGCAUUGCCCACUCGUCCCAUUCCGGCUUGGCUUUUGGUAGGUGUUGCAGAUGUCUUGUUCCUGGGCAUCGUGCGGCUGUUUGCAGAGAUCCCUUGAGGUGCUCCCGCUGUUUGGAGAACGGCCAUUGGGCGCGUGGGUGUCGCAAUGCUUGGCGUCCAUUCAGCUCACUUGCAUGCCUUGCCAUGGUCUCGCGUCAGCAGCGAGCAUUGCGGAGCUCUAGCUACUUGUGAGGGUCCGAUGGAAUCCCAGCUCCCCUCCAAGGUGCUUCACCGCAGGUCCUGGGCAUCGGUCAUUUCCGCUCACGUUGAGUCAGCUACCCCAUCCGAUGUGCUGCUCCGGUCCACUAUACCAGCGCAGGCGGAGCUCCUGGUGCGCGUUGGGAGCUUUCUGGAGCGAGCAGAGGCUGCUCUGGGAAAGCUCUCUCUUGUCCCGGCUAUGUUGCAAUCCGCUCCUACGCCACGUCCUCCUAGUGAGGUCGAUGUUGGUGGCUCAGUGGAGAACAGUGUUGUGGAGCUUUAUGGUUGUUUCUCCCCUAGAGCUGUGAACAACUCGUCACCUUCGUCUGCCUUGCCCACUGUGUUGUCUACCGCUGAGGGCGGGACCAUUGCCAUGGUUGUGCCUUCGGUGCUGCAGGUGAUGCCCGAGCUUCAAGUGGUAUGUGCGAGCUCUGAUUUGCCUGUAUCAAUGGAGCAAACGAUGGUGGACACGCAAGCAACCACGAGUGAGGGACAUGAUUCAACCGUGACAUGUGAGCAGAGUGAGGUGAACUCGCCUGGGAGCUCACAUGUGAUUUUGGAACCUGUUCCACCCCCACCGACGGAUAAUUCGAAUGCUCUCUUUGCAAAAGAGCUUUGUCACUUGCUCGCUAGUGUGGUAGCUAUUAGUCCUGGAACUGGAAGGGCGAUUGCCUGCCUCCUGACGGGAUCGACAUUCAAGGGCAAAUGCAAGAAGGCGAGUGAUUGCCCUCGGACCGGCUUAGUGCAGGAGAAGUCACUAAGGUGCAAAAGCAAGAAAAGUGGCGUCAUAGGUAAGGCGCCCGCAGCUGCUUAGUGGAUGAUUCUCGGUCCCUCGGCUCAUCCUCACGAUCGGCUCGUCCUCACGGGUUGGGUCGUCAUUGUGGUUUUGGUGUGGUCCACUAUCUUUUGUUGGGAUGUUCUUGUCGAGUUCGAUUGUGGUGUACAAGCGUCAGGAGUUACGUUUGUAGUAUGUUGGGAGGGUUUGGCGGGUUGCAGGUGUACUCAUGGGGUCUCAUAAUUGGUGAGUAAUCCAAUUAUGAUAUGAUUGUAUUGGUUUUAGCCUGGUUUUCCGUAAUUUAACUGGACAAUUCUCUUCUUAA
Messenger RNA from Aegilops tauschii subsp. strangulata, 2815 nucleotides. Lineage: Eukaryota; Viridiplantae; Streptophyta; Magnoliopsida; Poales; Poaceae. The record is from RefSeq and is a predicted model, not a curated record.